Penicillium verrucosum is the source of this 3015-nucleotide messenger RNA. RefSeq names its product WASP family protein. The transcript has 4 exons. The record is from RefSeq and is a predicted model, not a curated record. The coding region runs from base 1 to 3015 and encodes 1004 amino acids. Lineage: Eukaryota; Fungi; Ascomycota; Eurotiomycetes; Eurotiales; Aspergillaceae.
AUGCCCUCCAUUCUAAGUGACGCCGACAAGGAAACUGUUAAGCGGAAUGUCCCCAAACCCGCCAACAAGAUCCUCGCUGUGGCUGUCGCGCGACUCUACGUCGCCUAUCCGGAUGCACAGAAAUGGACAUAUACCGGAAUUCAAGGGGCUGUCGUCCUCUGCAAUGACCUUGUGGGAAGGACUUUUUGGCUUAAAAUUGUCGAUGUCUCGCCCGCUGGUAAAGGCGUGAUCUGGGAUCAGGAGAUCUAUGACAACUUUGCUUACAACCAGGACCGAACCUUCUUUCAUACAUUCGAGCUCGAAGCCUGUCCCGCCGGCCUGUCCUUUGUCGACGAGAAGGAGGCCAAGACGUUUAUCAAGAAGGUGCAUGAGCGCGAGAAGCAUGCAAGUAAAGAAACCACCAAGACUCCUUUCGCAUCUACUCGAGGCCAGGGACCUGCCCCUGUUACCAAUGGGAAAGUAGGACGGUCUUUGUUUGGUAGCUUGUUACAUCGUUCAAACCCAGCUCCAAUUACACCAGCGCCGACAGUCCCUGCGCCUUCGAUACAGGUUGCUCCUCCACCUCCGAUGUUGUCCCCAAGCCCGCCACCAGCUAAGCCGGAUUUACCUUUUGAUACGAGUGACCCCUCUUGGAAAGGGCUGCUGGAUGAGCUUAAGGGGAUGGGAAUUACCGAAGAUCAAAUUGCCGAGAAUUCUGAAUUCAUCAAAACUUGGAUUGACCAGAAGCAGGCAGCGGCGGCCGAGCCUGCUCCUGUCGAGGAUCACAAUAAGCCGAAGGCUGCUCCUCCACCGCCACCUCCUGCACCUCCCGCUCCGAAAGUAACCUCGAUCAGUCCUCAGGAUACGGGUUCCAGCUCGACAAGCAGACGGGGACCGCCACCGCCGCCGCCGUCACGGAAGACACGUUCUGAAGCACCAGAAGAACCGGUUUCCCUCCUCCCCCUCGUGAGCCAUCUCCGCCUGCGCGAAGAUUCAAUGCACCGCCUCCAAUUGCAGACGCAGGAAAAUUCGCAGAACCCGCCGGCCCUGUACCUCCACGGCGUCCACGCGCAAUUUCGAACGUUAAUGCUGGGCCUCCGCCGCCCCCGCGACCACCAAAGACACCGAUGGACGAUAGCCAAUAUAAUCAAUCAAGUCAAUCUCGAUUUGGGGUACCGCCGCCUUUCUCUGGUGACCGCAAGGUGUCUGCGCCACCGGCACCCCCCAGCCGUAGCCCUGCACCAGGUGGCCCUCCCCCUCCCCCGCCUCGCACAGCAAGCCCAGCAGCACCGCCCCAACUGCCUCCCAAAGUGCCGCCCAUGGCCACUACAACUGGACCUCCUCCUCCACCCGCUAGAGGCCCUGUUUCACCCCCACUUCCACCCCCCACCAGCGCCUCGACCCGUGCCAGUUGCGCCGUCUUCUCCUGCAGCAGCUCCUCCACCACCACCAAGAGGACCAGUUGUGCCUCCCCCUGCCCCGCCCUCCGCGCCGCCCUCGGCACCUACGUAUUCUCCUAGCAUUCCCCCACCUCCGCCGCCUCCGCCGCCUGGCUCUGCAGCGCCCGGUGGCCCCCCACCCCCUCCGCCUCCGGGUCGUGGUGGCCCCUCGAUGCCUCCCCCUCCCCCUCCUCCGGCGCCUGUUUCGGGGCCACCGGGUGGACCACCGCCGCCGCCGCCUCCACCGUCUGGGGCACCUGGAGGUGGUGCCCCUCCUCCACCUCCACCCCCUGGUGGUGCUGCACCACCCUUGCCAAAGCCCGCCGGUGGGCACACCGAUCUGCUAGCGUCCAUCCGAGCCUCUGGUGGCCAUGGAGGCGGAGGCUUGCGCAAGGUCCAGGAUACGGAAAAGAAAGAUCGAAGUAAAGCUAUGGUACCCGGCGGUGCUAACGAGUCGUCUGCUACAAGCCCCAAUGCAGGGGGCGCCCCGCAAGGUGGUUUGGCCGGUGCAUUGCAAGAUGCUCUCAACAAGCGAAAACAGAGAGUCAGCGGAAGUGAUGACGAGAAAGACAACGACGAUGAUUGCGGGAUGAUCACAUUCCAAGGCUUUAGUCUGAAUGAAUACUGCAGUAUCACACAAGAGGAAGAGCAGGUUCUUCUAGACCACGAAGCAUGGCUCAUUGAGAGAGAACGCUGCGGCUUCAAGCGGCACUUGCGCAAGUGCAACGAAUGUCGUUUCCGACAUGGUGAACUCUCACAUAUUGUGCAGCGAGGCACAGACAAGGUGCCUAUAGUGCCGAGCCGUCGCCUACCAUUUCCCAGUGCCUUGGACCGAUGUUUCCCAGGUUUUUCUGCCAUAAUGAAAAGUGUGAGACCGACCGCGAAUGCCCCAGUUCAAUGCGUGUAUCGCAACAAGGUUUUUGAUUCUCUCUGGACUAUGUAUAUGCUGCGAUGCCCUGGAUGUUCGCACUGGCAGGAAAUGCGCGCAUUUCGUCUGGGUGCCACUUUCAAUCACUGGAUACCCACCACCAACCCUGCCUCGGACUUCGAAAACUGGGACGGAAGCAAGAUCACCGGAAGUUUCAUUGAUGGUUUAUCCUGUAACCAUUGUUUUGCUAAAUAUCAGGGGCGCGAAAAGCUUCGUGAAGUACUUGUGAAAUGGUUGGACUGCUGCUUGGAUAACGAACGAUGGCGGCUAGGAAAUAUGCUUUUGGGUGGUUGGGAGAGGUUGUUACGACGAUACCAGCGACUUGAGCAGGUAAGCGGCGUCAAAGAGGUUAGAAAGGUCAUUUUGGACAUUCAGCUUGUUGUUGCAAAGUUUCGGAAAGAUCAUGAUUAUCUCAGAAUUGGCCUCGCCGAUAUCUUGACGUUGAGGCUGGGCUUUCGUGAGUGGGCUACCGUGUGUGAGACCUUAGACUCCGUAACUCGAAGCCAGUUGGAACACAACCCUUGGGAUGGUCUGUGGUUUCACAACAAUGAGGUGAUUGAGGCACACUUGAUCUGGGUGAUUCAAUGCAAAAGGGAGAUAAUGGAGAAGGACAAGGGUGAUGACCUGGUUGGCUGGGCACUGAGCCGACAAGGAAAUAAUUUGACUUAA